Molecule: messenger RNA, 4774 nt
Organism: Opisthocomus hoazin
Lineage: Eukaryota; Metazoa; Chordata; Aves; Opisthocomiformes; Opisthocomidae
Source: RefSeq, a predicted model, not a curated record
UAUGAGAAAAAGGGAAAGCUAAGGAUGCUGGAGCAGAACAAUGGAUUUCUCUUUCUCUUUCAUGCAAGGGAUCAUGGGAAACACAAUUCAGCAACCACCUCAGCUCAUUGACUCAGCCAACAUCCGCCAAGAGGAUGCCUUUGAUGCCAGCAGUGACAUUGCUGAAGAUGGUGGACAAACGCCAUACGAAACUGCCCUGCAGCAAGGCUUUCCGUACCCCACGCCCACGGCGGAGGACCUCCCGCCCAUCACGAACGGCUACCCACCCACGAUCAACGUGUACGAACCUCAAGCCAAAUACCAGACGUACAGUCAAUAUCCCAAUGGUUCAGCCAAUGGUUUUGGUACAGUCAGAAACUUUAGUCCCCCGGAGUAUUACCAAAUGGAAAACUCUAAUGCAAGGCCGCACGAAGUUCUGGAAAAACCUUCCCCUCCACAGCCGCCGCCUCCACCACCACCUUCAGUUUCACAGACGGUGAUUCCAAAGAAGACUGGCUCACCAGAGAUCAAACUAAAAAUAACCAAAACUAUCCAGAACGGCAGGGAAUUGUUUGAGUCCUCUCUGUGUGGGGACCUUUUAAAUGAAGUACAAGCGAGUGAGUAUGCUAAGGCGAAACAUGAAGGGAGAAAAGAGAAAAGGAAAAAAAGUAGCAAGCAUGACUCUUCCCGGUCGGAAGAGCGCAAGUCACACAAAAAUGCAAAAUUAGAACCAGAGGAACAAAAUAGACCAAACGAGAGGCUUAGCAUGCUAUCAGAAAGACCAAGAGACGAUGCAGUGUUGGAGGAAACCCCGGUGCAGCAGUUCUUGCCUUCUCUUCCGACACAAGUCACCCAUGACAUCAAGUUUCAGGUUGGCGAUCUGGUUUGGUCCAAGGUGGGAACAUACCCGUGGUGGCCUUGCAUGGUUUCAUGUGAUCCACAGCUUGAUGUUCAUACCAAAAUUAAUACAAGAGGUGCCCGUGAAUACCACGUUCAGUUUUUUAGCAACCAGCCAGAGAGGGCGUGGGUGCACGAGAAGCGGGUUCGAGAGUACGAAGGACACAAACAGUAUGAGCAGUUACUGGCUGAGGCUGCAAAAGCAGCCAGCAACCACUCUGAGAAACAGAAGAUUCGCAAACCAAGGCCGCAAAGGGAGCGUGCUCAGUGGGAUAUUGGGAUUGCCCAUGCUGAGAAGGCAUUGAAAAUGACUCGGGAGGAAAGGAUAGAACAGUACACCUUCAUUUAUAUAGACCAAGAGCCAGAGGAGGUUUUGUCAAAAGCCAAAAAGACUGCUGCUUCUAAAUCAGAGACCAAGAAGAACCGGCGACCGAAGCCAGGGGUGAAUGCCCAGCCAGAACAUGCCAGCGUGGUAGCAGGAUCGCCUUCAAGCGCUGAGGUGCGAAGACAAAGCCAACGGAGGCAGUCCAGUGUGGAAGAGGAGGAGCCGCCUCCUGUGAAAAUCGCAUGGAAAACAGCUGCAGCUAGAAAAUCCUUACCAGCUUCAAUAACCAUGCACAACUUGGAUCUUCAAAAAUGUAACAUGUCUCCAGUUGUUAAAAUUGAACAGGUUUUUGCCCUUCAGAAUGCUGCUGGGGAUGGAAAACUCAUCGAUCAGUUUGUUUAUUCCACUAAGGGAGUUGGUAACAAAACAGAAAUAAGUGUCAAAGGACAAGAGAAACUUAAUUCUUCCUCAAAUCAGAGAAAUGAAAAAACAGCGGUGCAAAAUGCGUCCUCUCCUGAAACAACUUCUGGGUCAACAGGUUCUGUAGAAAAGAAGCAACAGAGAAGAUCGAUUCGAACCCGCUCAGAGUCUGAGAAAUCCACUGAAGUUGUGCCAAAGAAGAAGAUCAAAAAGGAGCAGGUUGAAAUGGUUCCACUGACAGCAGUGAAGACAGGAUUGCAGAAAGGUGCCAGCGAGAUUUCAGAUUCUUGUAAACCUUUAAAGAAAAGGAGUCGUGCCUCAACGGACGUAGAACUGACUAGCUCAGCUUACAGAGAUACGUCCGACUCGGACUCCAGAGGACUCAAUGAUUUACAGGGUAGUUUUGGAAAACGUUCAGACAGCCCAUCAGCUGCUGCCGAUGCCGAUGCUUCUGAUGUGCAGUCGGUGGACUCUAGCUUGUCCAGGAGAGGAACUGGAACGAAUAAAAAAGACACUGUUUGUCAGAUCUGCGAGAGCUCGGGUGAGUCUCUGGUGUCCUGUGAGGGUGAGUGUUGCAGCGUCUUUCAUAUGGAGUGUCUUGGCCUGAAGUCAAUGCCCGAUGAGAAGUUCAUCUGCACGGAGUGUAAAAACGGAGAACAUACGUGCUUUUCCUGUAAACUUCCUGGCAAAGAUGUGAAGCGCUGCUCCGUCAACACGUGUGGCAAAUUUUACCACGAGGCGUGUGUUCGCAAGUUUGCCACUGCUCUGUUCGAGUCGCGAGGAUUUCGUUGCCCGCAGCACUGCUGCACUGCCUGCUCGAUGGAUAAGGACAUUCAUAAAGCAAGCAAAGGUCGCAUGGUGAGAUGUUUCCGGUGUCCCAUUGCCUAUCACUCGGGAGAUGGCUGUAUUGCUGCAGGAAGCUUGUUUGUGUCAUCCCACAUUCUCAUCUGUAGUAACCAUUCCAAAAGGAAUCACUCCUCAUCAGCUGUAAAUGUAGGCUUUUGUUUCGUUUGUGCAAGAGGGCUGGUAGUGCAGGAUCAUUCAGACCCCCUGUUCAGUUCAUAUGCCUAUAAGUCCCACUACCUACUGAAUGAAUCAAAUCGUGCUGAGUUGAUGAAAUUACCUAUGAUUCCUCCUCCUUCGUCAGCUUCCAAAAAGAAAUGUGAGAAAGGUGGAAAACUGUUAUGCUGUGAAUCCUGCCCAGCUUCCUUUCACCCUGAGUGUCUCAACAUAGAAAUGCCUGAAGGGUCCUGGAAUUGCAAUGACUGUAAGGCUGGCAAGAAGCUACGUUACAAGCAGAUCGUUUGGGUCAAGCUUGGAAAUUACAGGCAAGUUGGCUAUUUUUGUUUUUUAAUGCGUUGCAUGUGGUGGCCAGCAGAGAUCUGCAAUCCCAGGUCUGUGCCUCUCAACAUACAGGGCCUCAAACAUGAUAUCGGGGACUUCCCAGUAUUUUUCUUUGGUUCACAUGACUACUAUUGGGUACACCAGGGCAGAGUUUUCCCUUAUGUUGAAGGAGAUAAAAGCUUUGCUGAGGGGCAAACUAGUAUUAACAAGACCUUCAAGAAAGCACUUGAAGAAGCAGCAAAGCGCUUCCAGGAGCUGAAAGCACAAAGAGAAAGCAAAGAGGCAUUGGAAAUUGAAAGGAAUUCAAGGAAACCUCCACCUUACAAACACAUUAAAUCCAACAAGGUAAUAGGGAAGGUUCAGAUUCAGGUAGCUGACCUGUCGGAAAUCCCUCGCUGUAACUGCAAGCCGUCGGACGAGAACCCCUGUGGGCUGGAGUCGGAGUGCCUGAACAGGAUGCUGCAGUACGAGUGCCAUCCCCAGGUGUGCCCGGCGGGAGAGCGCUGCCAGAACCAGUGCUUCACCAAAAGGCUCUACCCUGACGCCGAAAUCAUAAAGACGGAUCGACGUGGAUGGGGUCUCAGGACAAAAAGGAGCAUUAAAAAGGGUGAAUUUGUGAAUGAGUAUGUUGGCGAGCUAAUCGACGAGGAAGAGUGCAGGCUGCGGAUCAAACGUGCACAUGAAAACAGUGUAACCAAUUUUUAUAUGUUAACUGUAACAAAGGACCGGAUAAUAGAUGCUGGCCCGAAGGGGAAUUAUUCUCGUUUUAUGAACCAUAGUUGUAAUCCAAACUGUGAAACACAGAAGUGGACAGUGAACGGCGACAUUAGAGUCGGGCUGUUUGCGCUGUGUGACAUUCCCGCAGGAAUGGAGUUAACAUUUAACUAUAAUUUGGAUUGCCUGGGCAAUGGUAGGACCGAGUGUCAUUGUGGAGCAGAAAACUGCAGUGGUUUCCUAGGAGUGCGUCCAAAGACAGCAUUUGCAACUGCAAAUGAAGAGAAGGUGAAGAAUGCAAAAUUAAAGCAGAAGAAGCGGAAAAUAAAAACAGAACAGAAGCAGAUGCACGAAGACAACUGUUUCCAGUGUGGAGAUGGAGGAGAACUAGUCAUGUGUGAUAAAAAGGACUGUCCCAAAGCCUACCACCUCCUAUGCCUUAACCUGACUCAACCACCUUUUGGAAAGUGGGAAUGUCCGUGGCAUCAGUGCGACGUCUGUAGCAAUCCUGCGGUUGCAUUCUGUGAGUUCUGCCCUCAUUCCUUCUGUAAAGAUCACGAGAAGGGAGCCCUGGUGGCAUCGGCGUUGGAUGGCCAUCUCUGCUGCUCCGCACAUGACCCCAAAUCUCCGGUGGCACCUGAGUACUGGAGCAAGAUAAAGUGCAAAUUGGAACCCCAGAAUCCUGCAGAAGAAGCAAAGGAGUGAAUUUGGUUACAAACAAACAGGGAAGGGGAGAAGAGGGGCAAGCAGGUGAUGAACUUGAAGAGACUGCUAUGACACAUUCAGUCUUUGUCAUCGGAGCCGUCGUGUGUGAACUGGGAACGGGACCAUUUAAUCUUAGCAAGCAAAAGCAGGCGGUGGUGUUUGUUUUUUAUUGUUUGGUCUUUCUUUUACCCUUGAACGUGUACAGCAGCUCUUCCUGUUGGAAACCAGAAGCGUCUUGGCCUUCAAACGCAGACCUUUUGACAGUGAAAAGAAUAUUCUGUUUAAAAUAUGUUCUUUGAGUGUAGAAAGCAAAGCAUAGCAACAUAUUUAUUUAUUUAAUUUUCCAAGGGUGCUGAAGAUCUGGUUUGGAUCAGUCAGCGUGUCUUUAAA